This is a messenger RNA of Emiliania huxleyi CCMP1516, 981 nucleotides long. RefSeq lists its product as hypothetical. The record is from RefSeq and is a predicted model, not a curated record. The transcript is spliced from 5 exons. Gene Ontology annotation, cellular component: membrane. Bases 1 to 981 code for a protein of 326 amino acids. Lineage: Eukaryota; Haptophyta; Isochrysidales; Noelaerhabdaceae.
AUGCCGGUGCGCAUAGCGGAGGACGAAGGCAAGCUGCUCAUCCCAUCGCCAAAUGCGGAGGACGACACGAGUUUCGCGAAGUCGGAUGACGACGCCAGUGUAAAACGAUCGGUCCCAGAGGUCCGACGGCUCGCUGCACUGCUGGCCGUUCCGCUUCUGUGGGGCACCUUCACUCCAUCGAUGAAGCUGCUGCUGGCGGUGCGCGAGCCGCCUCCUGCGCUGAUCAUCAACCUGCUCAGCCACGUUGUUGGCGCGGCCACGCUUCUCGCCGUGUGGCGGGCGGCGUGGGCGAGUGGCGAGCUCGGCGUCUACCUCUUCUUCGGGCAGCUGACGCAGAUGCUCGGCCUGCAAGGCACCUCCGCCACCGUCAACGCCAUCCUCGCGUCGGUGGUGAUUGUGCCUCUGCUCGACUCUGGCCCGCCCGGCUCGAGCCGCGUUCUGCAGAUUGCGACCCGGCUGCUGCCGAGCCUGCUUGCCCUGGGCGGCAUCGUGCUGCUCACUGUCGCUCCGGAGGAGGUGGAUGCACCCGCCGCGGACCGCGACGCCGCCGCCUACGGCAUCGGCCUCUCGCUGGCGUCGGCCGCCUUCUACGCGCUACACACCCUCCGUCUCUCCGAGUUUGGCGACGCGGCCGGCCAGGUGGUCGCCAACGCGCUCCUCGACCUUCUCGCCCUCCCGCUCGGCUUCGGGCAACCGGCGCACCUGUGGCUCUCGCAGGCAGGCCCGCCCGCGGUGAGGCGCCUCGGAGCCGCAGCGCUCUGGAACGGGCUGAUGGUAGUGGGCGCGACGACGUGGGCAAUGUCGUACGCGCAGCAGGCCGUCGCCGCCUCGACGGCGGCGCUCGUGUACGCGAUGGAGCCAGUCUGCGCCGCGCUGAUCGCCGCGCUCGUCUUGCACGAGUCGCUCGCUCCGCUGCAGAUCGCCGGCGGGGUGCUCGUCGUCUUCGCUAACGCCGUCGCGUCGGGGGUUUGGCGCGGCUGA